AUGAAGACCUCAUCGAUCGCUCUGACCCUUGCGGCAGCUGCAAUGGCCAGCGCACAAGAAGAGCCGUACUACAACAUCACAACUGCACCUUUCUACCUGGUCGUCACAUCAGAGGAUGGUGGUGUCAAUGACACAAUCAGUGCCUGCCACGUCGGUGCAGCGAUAGAAUCGCUCUGCUUGAGCAAUGCUGGAGCGGGAGACGCGCCAGAACCUCUCGCUGGCGCAGAAUUCCAGUUCAACACAUCAAUCUACUCUCAGGCACCAGAGCCAUCUUUCGGCGUACCUGGCAUCCUGACCUGGUGGCUGAACACAAGCACUCUCGACAUUCCAUCAUCAGCGGCCUUUGGUCUUGACCCGAUUUCCAAUCUCGCAACCUUCACCCUCAGCCCCGGCAGCGAUGACGCAACGCAGCUUGCUUUCAACUCUCAGGACGAGUUGACCCUUCAGGCGUAUGUUCCAGGCGAGAACUACACAGGCAGCUAUCAGGAGUUCUACCGCUGGUAUGCGUGCGACACAUCCUACUCCAGCUACCAGUACAACAACCUCGUGUGGGGAUUGGGUGCAGGCAAGCCGGACAACCCGACGUGUGUCUCAGUCAACGUGACAAGGCUACUUUCUUCUCACUCCAAACUACAUUCCAGCACUAUUGAGACACUUAUUCCUCUUCCCAUUCUACUCAUUCUUGUUCCUUUCUGCCAUGCCAAUCGCGGCUACACGGACAAACUCAUCUGCUCCAUCACUUCCGACCACUUCAACCUCACCCUUACUUCCGACGGCGCCUCCCUGACUGGCAAUACAUUUUCCGCAUACCCCGUCCAAAUUGUGACCUUCAACAAGGACAACUUCAUGAACGCGCAGGACCCCAUUGACUGGGAAGCAGAGAAGCCGGACAGGGGGGAUAGGGUAUGCGAGGCGGUGUCGGUGACAGGUGUGGGGAAACCUGGGACAGUCUGGAACGGUGAGAUGUACAUUGAUUGA
This is a messenger RNA of Alternaria alternata, 978 nucleotides long. RefSeq lists its product as hypothetical. Lineage: Eukaryota; Fungi; Ascomycota; Dothideomycetes; Pleosporales; Pleosporaceae. The transcript has 4 exons. The record is from RefSeq and is a predicted model, not a curated record. Bases 1 to 978 code for a protein of 325 amino acids.